Messenger RNA from Ceratitis capitata (Mediterranean fruit fly), 1617 nucleotides. RefSeq names its product protein embryonic gonad. The record is from RefSeq and is a predicted model, not a curated record. Gene Ontology annotation, molecular function: zinc ion binding; DNA-binding transcription factor activity; sequence-specific DNA binding. Lineage: Eukaryota; Metazoa; Arthropoda; Insecta; Diptera; Tephritidae. The transcript has 3 exons. Gene Ontology annotation, biological process: regulation of DNA-templated transcription.
UGAAAUUUAAAAAUACUUAGUGAUAAUUAAUUUAAACUUUAACUGCAUACUUCUAAGCUACAAGAAGAAUUACUCGAAAAAAAUUCUUCAAAUUCUAUAAGAAAUUAUUGAUGAAUUACAACAUUUAUGCGGGAGCAUUUUCCUCAUUAGUCAAACUAUCGGAUUUAUAAGAUGAACCAGCUGUGCAAAGUGUGUGGUGAACCGGCGGCUGGGUUUCAUUUUGGCGCAUUCACAUGCGAGGGCUGUAAGUCCUUUUUCGGCCGCACAUACAACAAUAUAGCUGCCAUUGCGGGCUGCAAACAUAACGGUGAAUGUGUGAUCAACAAGAAGAAUCGCACCGCCUGCAAAGCUUGCCGUCUGCGCAAGUGUCUGCUGGUCGGUAUGUCAAAGAGCGGCUCCCGUUAUGGCCGCCGUUCUAAUUGGUUUAAAAUACAUUGUUUAUUACAAGAACAACAAAGCGUGCCGGGAAAUGGACCCGGCGGUGGCGGUGGUCCUGGCGGCGGCAUAAAUGAGCAAAAUACAAAUCGAGCGAGCCUGGAACAACUAGCGCGCCUUCACCAACUGCAAGCACGUCAAACAUACCAAGAUAAGACGAACCCCUGCAUUAAAUCGGCGAGUAUGUCGCCUACAGCUUUGGCGCUCAGUGCUGCAGCCGCGGCAGCUGUUGCGGCGAAUAGUAAUCGGUGCUCGCCUCAAACACCCGCGCAACAUAAUCUCUUAAGCACCGCGGCGAAAUUUCUAAAUGGCGUCGCCGAUGGCGGGCGCCAACACCACAUGCCACAUCAGCAGCAACAACAACAGCAUUUGCAGCAGCAGCAACAUCAACAACAACUGCUUGCAACGCACCAGCAACUACAACAUGGCGCACAGUAUCAACAACAUGCACAACAACUCUUACCCGCAUUCGGUGUUUACGGCAGCAAAGCGGAAACGCGUCUCAGCGAGACGCCUAGCGAUUCUGGCGCCUCAUCCGCUGGGGAUGCCGCCGAUGAUGCGCAUAGUAGCAUUUCUGGGCGACAGGAGCGUAACUGUAAUUCCGCGCAACAUCUGGCCUCUGCAGCAUUUGAUGAUCUGCAAGAGGCUGAAGCGCGUGAGCGACGGCACCAGCAGCUUCUGCAAAUCUAUCGCUCACACUCGGAACCUUUGCACAGUCCGUUCGCGCACUUCGCUCUACCGUCACAUAUCUCAUCGCUUGGCGUGCCGCCAACAACUUUACUCUCCGCUGGCAAUCCAACUUCUCAUCAUCUUAUGCCCGCGGCACUGAAGGAAGGAAUUAAACGAGUUAGCGAAGCUGCAGCUGCAGUAGCAGCGGCAGCAAUAGCUUCAGUUGGGAAUACGUCUGAUAGCGAAACGCAAGAGGAACCCAUAGACUUAUCAGUAAAGGGGCGCGAAGUGGUUCAACGUCUAGCGGCGGCGACGGCGUCGGCGGAGGUAGCGUGCAAUGAUCAGCGCACAGUGCAUGUAGGAAGCAAUUCGCAUACGCCCACAACACCGCCACCCUCGACAGCGUCACCUGCACCAAUGUUCGCUAAGGCGCUGUCGCACGCUGUGAUACAUUAGCCAACGCAAUUAGACUUGUCUUCAAUGCACUCAGAAACGCUUGCAGCGACUAAUUAA